UGUGAUGUUGAAUUUGAUUCAUGGUGCGAAGAGACACAUAUAAAUAGAAAGACAUUGACGAGAGAAGAGAGAAGAGAACAGAGGUCUUCAAGUGUGUGUGAUUAUUACUUUUGAGGAGGGGCGAUUGACCCCAAAUUCAUCCAUCUCUAUCUCUAUCUCUAUCUAGGGUUUGUUCAUCGGAAUUUCGAUUCAAUUUCCCGUCUCGCUCCACGCAAACCCGGCAUCGGCGGUGUUAGGUAUGGAGAUGAUCAAUGGUGUAACAGUGUCGGACGAAUUGCUGGGGACAUUUGCGCCCAUAAUCGUCUACUGGAUAUAUUCCGGGAUUUACGUCUUGCUUGGCUCACUCGACGAUUACAGGCUGCACACGCGCAAGGAUGAAGAUGACAAGAAUUUGGUCUCCAAAAACCACGUCGUCAAAGGUGUCCUCCUCCAGCAGGCGGUUCAGGCCGUCGUCGCCUCCCUUCUCUUCGCCAUUACUGGAAGUGACAGUGAUCCUGCGGAUGCUCAGCCGACCUCCCUCAUUGUUCUUGCUAGGCAAUUCUUGGUUGGGAUGAUGGUGUUAGAUACCUGGCAAUACUUUAUGCACCGCUACAUGCACCAAAAUAAGUUCUUGUACAAGCACAUUCAUUCUCAACAUCACCGGCUGGUUGUCCCCUACGCAUAUGGAGCUCUGUACAAUCACCCCAUUGAAGGUCUGCUUCUGGACACAGUUGGUGGUGCUCUAUCCUUCCUCGUAUCAGGCAUGUCUCCUCGAGCUUCUAUCUUCUUCUUUUCAUUUGCUACCCUCAAAACAGUCGAUGACCACUGCGGGCUAUGGCUACCGGGCAAUCUCUUCCACCUUCUCUUUAGAAACAACUCUGCCUAUCACGAUAUCCACCACCAGCUCUACGGCAACAAGUAUAACUUCUCGCAGCCAUUCUUUGUGAUGUGGGAUAGGAUCCUCGGCACUUACAUGCCGUAUUCGCUUGAGAAGAAUGUUGACGGGGGCUUUGAAGCACGGCCCUCGAAAGAAUAUAAGGAAGAGUGAUUUUAACAAUAAUCACUGGCUGUAACAUUUGUGUAUCACUAUAGGUUUUUGUUUUUUUUUAAAUUGUUACGUUUACCUUGUCUAGUGAUUGAGUGCUUUUUAUAUUCGUACAUAUACAUACUUAAAUGUGCGUGUACUACGAUUAGCUCUUCUCAGUAUAAGCAUUUGAUAAAUGGAAAAUGAAAAAAAAAUGUGGAUGUUUCUUUGUUUA
Molecule: messenger RNA, 1238 nt
Organism: Salvia hispanica
Lineage: Eukaryota; Viridiplantae; Streptophyta; Magnoliopsida; Lamiales; Lamiaceae
Product: sphinganine C4-monooxygenase 1-like
Biological process (GO): lipid biosynthetic process
Molecular function (GO): iron ion binding; oxidoreductase activity
Source: RefSeq, a predicted model, not a curated record